Molecule: messenger RNA, 2178 nt
Organism: Nicotiana tabacum (common tobacco)
Lineage: Eukaryota; Viridiplantae; Streptophyta; Magnoliopsida; Solanales; Solanaceae
Product: putative lysophospholipase BODYGUARD 3
Source: RefSeq, a predicted model, not a curated record
GUAAAACAAGGGUUGAAGAAAAAUAAUAAAAGUUUACUAAGAGGUUCAACCACCACCCAACUUUUCUUCUUAUUUUCAGAGUCUCGGGGGGCAAUGUUUUUAAUGUAACAAUGAAUUCAUUGAUCUGUUACCAGUAAUUACGUGUCUAGAUCCUCAGCCUCUUUAUUUAUCUAUCUUCCUAUUCUCUCCCACCAAAUUUUGAGAAAAAAAAGAAGCCAUUCUCACACGCUUUCCUCAAAUAAUCCUCUAGUCAAAAACUCAAUCUCAUUGGUCUUUUUCUUUUUCAUUAGCCAUAGCCAUUUGGAAAUAAUCAAAAUCCAAGAACAAAGGAGAACAAGCUCAAGAUUUUAGUGGCAUUGGCACUUUGGGUGCCUCGCCAUUGUAAAAACACAGGCUAACGACAAUCUUAAAAUUAAACUCAUGGCCGCGUUUAAAGAAAAUGCUAGAUCAAGCCUUAUACUAGCAGGGAAAGUGUUAAAUGAAGCCAUCAGUUUCCUUGUUUUCACUGUUCUCGACAUUCUUGAUUUCCUUCUCUGUUACACAUACAAAGUCAUUGAUUUCAUUAUUGAAGCAGAGUGGAAGCCUUGUUAUUGUUCUUCAACAAAAGAAGCUAUAACGAGCAGUGGUACAAUCUUGGUGUCUGAACAAGGAGAAUCAAAGAUUGUGUGCCUGACUUCUUCUAGCAAGCUGCAUCUUGAAGAAAUUUCAGACACUCUUUACACUCGGCCUUCGUUAGUAUCCGAAGUGUCGAAAUCUACAGUGAAUGAGCUAAAGCGACGUAAAUUGGACAAUGCUGCUGUUAUACAACAGUCUUGUGAGAGGUUGAAAAAUGGAAGUGUACGUUCAACUUUCACUGUUAAUUCCACCAUUGUGGAAAUGCUUCAAGGCAAAAUUGGUGGGCAGAAAUCUCAUGAUCUUAAUCCUAGAUGGUCGGAUUGUGAUUGUAAAACUUGUAAUUCUUGGUCAUCUUCUAGCAAAGAUUCACUUUUUGUCCGAGUUGAUGGUUCCAAAGAGAACGUGCAAGAGGAUGUAAUCUUCAUUCAUGGGUUCAUAUCAUCAUCGGCAUUUUGGACAGAGACACUAUUUCCAAACUUUUCAAAGGCAGCAAAAUCAAAGUAUAGGUUAUUUGCAGUGGAUUUGCUAGGAUUUGGAAGAAGUCCAAAGCCAAAUGAUUCACUUUACACCAUAAGAGAACAUCUAGACAUGAUUGAGAAAUCAGUUUUAGAGCCAUACAAAGUGAAAUCUUUCCACAUUGUGGCACAUUCCUUGGGGUGUAUUUUGGCUCUAGCAUUAGCUGUAAAGUAUCCUGGCUCAGUCAAAUCCCUCACUUUAAUUGCACCGCCAUAUUUUCCAGCACCAAAGGGAGAACAAGCUACGCAAUAUAUGAUGAGAAGAGUAGCGCCAAGGCGAGUAUGGCCACCGAUUGCCUUUGGUUCGUCUAUAGCAUGUUGGUAUGAACACGUAAGCAGAACCAUUUGCCUUGUCAUCUGCAAAAAUCAUCGUCUGUGGGAGUUUCUCACCAAACUUAUUACCAGAAACAGGAUUAAGACAUAUUUAAUAGAGGGGUUCUGCUGCCACACACACAACGCAGCAUGGCAUACACUACACAACAUAAUAUGUGGAACUGCUGGAAAAAUAGAAGGAUACUUAGACAUCGUGAGGAACAGGCUAAAAUGCGAAGUCACUGUAUUCCACGGCGAAGACGACGAGCUAAUUCCGGUGGAAUGCAGCUACAAUGUACAGUCAAGAAUUCCUCGUGCUCAUGUUAAGGUGGUCGAGAAGAAAGAUCACAUCACCAUUGUUGUCGGCAGACAAAGAUCUUUUGCCAGAGAACUUGAGGAAAUUUGGAGAAAUUCAACAGGCUAAGUUUAAUUCUCAACUUGUUUGAUGACACGAAGAAGUUCAAGAAUUAAUGUGCAUUCCCCACCAUCAUUUUUAUCACCAAAAGUAAAAAAGUUCUAUCCUAUUUCAAAUAUUUGGACAAAAUGAAAGUCUGAUUGGGCUAGUUUACUUUUUCUUUUCUUUUUUAUUUUUUAUUUUAAUUUCUUUGAAUUUGUAUGUGGAAAUGCAAGCUGAAUGUUUAGAUAGUCUAGUAUAAAUAUCACCAAAAAAUGAUAAUGGGAUGUGAUAAUCAACGAUUAUAUUAAGAGCAAUGAAUAGUCGAAAGUUUUAUAUUUA